This is a messenger RNA of Tuber aestivum (summer truffle), 1745 nucleotides long. Lineage: Eukaryota; Fungi; Ascomycota; Pezizomycetes; Pezizales; Tuberaceae. The record is from the annotation of a GenBank genome assembly.
AUGCUAGCUCGUUCAAUCUUGAGGCAACAGGCCUCCCGUCGUCUGGUUGGGAAAGUCGCCAAGAAUGCCUCCGGAUUUUCCACCUCAAUUGCUCGCCCUGCCGGCAUACUUCCUGCUUCUCAUGAUAAAGUAGGCCCCUCAUAUCUCUUUCUACGAGUUUAUCGAGUAGGAUUCAGCCUGAUUGUGUUGUCUCUAGCUCCUGAAAGCGAGCUUGAGUGAGACAGACCUGGAAAUCUCCGGAAUUCUUGCAAACGUGAGUCAUCCACAGCUUACCUCCGGCCAAUUGUGAACUGGCUAAAUACGAAGUUGUGCUGCAGGAGAAGAAUAGGCAGAGGGAUUUUGUGAACCUUAUCCCUUCGGAGAACUUCACUUCGCAAUCCGUCCUGGAUGCCCUGGGCUCGCCCAUGCAGAACAAAUAUUCUGAAGGGUACCCAGGAGCUAGAUAUUACGGAGGCAAUGAGUGGAUCGAUGCGGCGGAGACUUUGUGCCAAAAGAGAGCUUUGGCCGCCUUUGACCUUAAUCCGGAGGAAUGGGGCGUGAAUGUUCAAUGUUUGAACUGGUUCCUCAUCUGGUCUGGGAGCUUCGCUGACGGGUUGCAGCGCUUUCCGGAGCCCCGGCCAACUUGUACGCUUACUCGGCCAUCAUUCGUCCUCAUGAGAGGAUCAUGGGAUUGGAUCUUCCCCACGGCGGUCAUUUGUCUCAUGGAUACCAAAUUCCCGGAAAGAAGAUCUCUAAGAUUUCAGAGUACUUUGAAACUUUGCCUUACCGCCUCGACCCAAAAACUGGCUUGAUUGACUAUGACAGCAUGGAGAAGCUCGCUGAGCUCUAUCGGCCAAAGAUCAUUAUUGCUGGAGCCAGUGCAUAUUCCAGGAUCAUUGACUAUGCGCGCAUGAAGCAGAUUGCUGGGAAGUAUGAUGCUUAUUUACUCAGUGACAUGGCGCACAUCUCUGGCCUUGUUGCUGCUGGUGUUACCGAGAGCCCUUUUACCCAUAGUGAUAUCGUUACUACUACUACUCACAAGUCAUUGGCGGGUUGCUCCGUUCUUGUCUAUCAAGGUUGGUAGGGAGGCUAACAUUUCACAGAGAGGACCCCGUGGCGCCAUGAUCUUCUUUCGCAAAGGUGUCCGGAAGACUGAUAAGAAAGGCAAAGAUAUUAUGUACGAGCUUGAGAACCCCAUAAACACCUCCGUUUUCCCUGGGCAUCAGGGUGGUCCUCACAACCAUACUAUCACUGCCCUUGCUGUCGCUCUGAAGCAGGCCAAAACCCAGGAGUUCAAGGAAUACCAACAGCAGGUUCUUAAGAACGCCAAGGCGCUUGCUAACAAGCUCUCCGCUCUCGGCUACGAGAUCGUUUCCGGAGGCACAGACAACCAUCUCGUCUUAGUCGACUUGAAACCGAAGGGCAUCGACGGAGCUAGGGUCGAGAGGGUUUUGGAACUCAUCAAUGUUGCCGCAAACAAGAACACUGUUCCCGGCGAUGUCUCUGCCCUCAAGCCCGGCGGACUCAGAUUGGGUUCUCCUGCAAUGACCACCCGCGGCUUCUCAGAGUCCGACUUCGAGAAGGUUGCUGGAAUUGUCGAUAGGGCUAUAAAUAUUUCCAAAGACUUUAACGCUACUGUUGGAGGCAAGAAGCUCAAGGACUACUUUGACAAGCUCAGCAGCGGACACGCCGUCCCCGAACUUGUCCAACUGAAGAAGGAAGUGGCGGAAUGGGCCGGGGAUUUCCCUCUGCCAUGGAGCAAUUAA